This is a messenger RNA of Ostertagia ostertagi, 1326 nucleotides long. NCBI's taxonomy places the organism in Eukaryota, Metazoa, Nematoda, Chromadorea, Rhabditida, Trichostrongylidae. The record is from the annotation of a GenBank genome assembly.
AUGAUACGUAUGAGGACAUUGGUCGUUCCAAACGAUUUGCAAUCACCAUUGGAGAGGCAGAUUGUCAUCCGCAAUAUCACCAAGCGAGACUGGGUGGUGAAGAUCAAGAGCGAUGCACCUCGAGCGAUGCAGUUCGACGCCGACAAGGUCGUCAUCGACGCGAGAAAGUACGUGGUUCUCAAGAUGAAAUUCAAUCUGAGCGAGCUUUCCUCUUACAAAAGUGGCAUAUCGUCGAAGAUUUUCCUGUUCGCAAGACCGUUGACGCCAUACAAUGAGAGUUGCCUUCGAGUUUGGCUGACAAAGGAAAAUAACGAGUUGACCUGCCAGCUGUCUCACGUCAUUCAACUGCUGGUCACCGACAAAGUAUUCUCGGCCGAAAAGCUCGUUUUGGACCUGCCCGGUUAUGCGACAGCAAUCGAUCCCGUACCGUUUGCCAUCGAGGAGGAUCUGGACAGCCGUUGUGAAACUGCGUACAAUAUCGAAGAUGACACGAAUACCGCCAGGCGUGCCGAUGACCAACUACUCGAACAUGCAAGCAGACGAAAAAGCACCAGGGAAGAAAUCGAGACGCUUGCCAAAGCGCAGGAUUACGCGGCGCUUGCGGCUCGCAUGAAUGGACGCAUUCGCGCUCGCAUGGAAGGCGGAUUUGCUCGUUUGAAUGACUUAACGAUUCUGAAUGUCACACGCGGAUUUGCCAAAUACAUGCUUCAAGUCCACAAAGAUAAAACGCUGACGGGAGUGGCGAUUGGUUACGAUGCUCGACACCACAAUUUGCUGAACUUGCCGCGAAUGUGUUCGUUCGACAUGGCAUUCCCUGUUUAUUUCUUCAGUGAAGUGUGCCCGACACCAGUUGUUUCAUGGGCAACAAUAAAGCUGAACUGCGAUGCUGGACUGGUUAUUACAGCCUCGCAUAACCCCAAGUAUGACAACGGCUACAAAGCCUAUUGGAACAAUGGAGCACAGAUCAUCGAUCCACAUGACACGGAAAUCAUUCGGAUAGCAGAAGCAGAACCUUUACCGCUGCCAAACGAAUAUUGGGACACAAAAGACCUCAUGAAGCAUCCUUUGCUGAAAUCGGCAGAUCCGGCGAUUGAUCCGUACUUUGAGGUGGAACGCUCGUCGCUCUGCUACCACAAGGACAUAAACGCAGCUACACCGCUGAAAUUCACCUAUUCGGCAUUCCACGGUGUUGGCUAUCGCUAUGCGAUGCGUAUGUUCAAAGAGUUUGGUUUCGCAGAAGAUCGUUUCGUAUCUGUCAAGGAGCAACAAGAAGCCGAUCCAGACUUCCCAACGGUCCCAUUCCCGAAUCCUGAAGAGGGUGCUAAG